CCACUGAGCCACCGGGAAGCCUCUUUGGUCUGAUACUAGUGUUUAAUUUGAAUUGAAGAAGUGAGUUUUGGUUGGUAGUUUUCCAGUCAGUGAGACCCAGUGUGGAUAAUGCUGAUUUAUGGACUGCUGACAAGUACAGUGGAAAGUGGUGUAUAUAGUGGGAAAAUAUCUUAAGAGAUCCGAGAAUCUGAAGUCAUUUGAGAGAUAGUUUCAGGUUUUGUGCAUUACGGUUGACUACAGUAAACCUAAGGUGAUGAUGUGGGGCAGUGGACAAGGAGCAGUUAGCUUCAAGUAAUGAGGCCUGGUUAUUUGUGGGAAGACUGUUGGUGGAAUAUUGUCAGAGAUAAAAAAUAGGUUGAAAAUGCUUCUAGCUAACAGACCUUUGACAGAGAGUGACUCUGUAUCAGGAGAGACUCGCCUAAACUUACCUGGACUUCCUGAGGAGGAGGAUGGGCCCAAGAGGCUGUUGCUGAUUUACCAAGGCUACUAUGUCUGAAGCUCCGAAUGGUACCUGUUUUUCUCCAGCCUGCAUUCCCCUCAGGGUGCGUUGUUGUUGGGCCUCUGCAGUGACUAAUAAGCUUGAUCAUUGAAGAAGUGGAAUGUCAAGAUAUUUUUUUCUUGCAGGUGUUAACUAUGAGGUGUUACUAAGAGCUGUGUGAUUCACAUUCCAGCUUGUCAUCCCUACACAAAGACAGUUCUUGUGUACUUAAACUACUUAAAUUAAUUGGAAUUGCAGGAAUAUUUCUGGGUCCAGCCACCACCGCACAUCAACCCCCACCCACCCCUACCCACCGCCCGGCCACCACACCCGGUUUCAGUUCCCAGGCUGAACUGCUUCAGCCUCAUCAGCAGGAAUCCUGUUUUGAGGAAACCUUACUUUCCAACGCAAUUAUCCCACAGAAUGUUAAGUUUUUACUUUAAAACUGUUACAGUUAUGAGGAAUCCAUGAUGCAAUACAAGACGGGAAAGACUCUCAAGUACUUCUAAACCUUGGCAAGGUACUUGGGAACCCAAAGGAAGAACACAGCAGGUGUCCGCUCGGCCCCGCCCCUGACACGCCCAGGCGCAGGCUUGUGUCCUACGCCCCGCCCCUCCCCGUUCUAUUACCAAAGGCUGAGGAGUUUCCGGUCUCCGCUUAGGUGCAAGCCAUUCUGCAGCAAAUUCCUGAAGCCGAGACAUGGUAGGUGCGGCCGACCAUUGGGAACCUGAGAUUCUUUCCUUGCCUGAGCACUUUCUUCCCUUCAUCUCGUACAUUUGAAAUUUUCUUUGACCUCUGAAGACUUGUGUUCCCUGAGGAAGCUCUGAAGUUGAGGAAGAGGAAAGAACAGGAGUCAGGCAUGGCUCUUUCUCAGGAACAACUGACCUCUGAGGAUGUGGCCAUCAGAUUCACUCAGGAGGAGUGGGAAUUCCUGGACCCUGCUCAGAGGGCCUUGUACAGGGAUGUGAUGCUGGAGACCUACAGGAACCUGCUGUCUGUGGACCUCUGAAGACUUGUGUUGCCUGAGGAAGCCCUGAAGUUGAGGAAGAGGAAAGAACAGGAGUCAGGCAUGGCUCUUUCUCAGGAACGACUGACCUCUGAGGAUGUGGCCAUUGAAUUCACUCAGGAGGAGUGGGAAUUCCUGGACCCUGCUCAGAGGGCCUUGUACAGGGAUGUGAUGCUGGAGACCUACAGGAACCUGCUGUCUGUGGAUAUCUCUCCUACACAUGUGAUCAAGCAUUUAGAACCCAAAGUGAACAGUGAUAAACGAGAGCCACUCCAAACAUUGAUGCUGGGAAGACCUGAAAGCUAUGAAAUCAAACAUUUUCAUCUUUGGGAAACUCAGGAAAAUAUGUGUGACUUUGAGUGUCAGGGGAGAGAUGACAAAAGAAAUCAGAAAGGAGCACCUGUAAGCCUUGAUGGAAAUGUGCCUGAUGGAAGAGAUUCACAUGAUAGAAAGGAUGCAGGAAUCACGCCCUUUGGAAACAGGCUUGGGUUUAACUUUCAGGAUAAACUGCAGAUACUUCAAACUGGUGGGAUAACUUCUGAAUAUAACGAAGUUGAGAGUUCUGUCAACAACAGUUUGUCAUUUUCACCACUUCAAAGAAGUCCUCCUUGUGUCCAAACCAGUGUUUCUAAUAUAUAUAUAUAUGGGGAUGAUUUUAUGAAUCCUUCAGUAAUAACACAAGACCUCAAAGCACACAGGGUAAAACCUUACAAAUGUGAUGAGUGUGGGAAAGCCUGUCUUAAGGGCUCAUGCCUCAUUAAACAUCAGGCCAUCCACACAAGAGAGAAACUACAUAAACGUGAAGUCGGUGACAAAUUGUUUGAUCAAAGUUCACAGCUUGCACGUCAUUUGAAAAUUCAUUCUGAAGUGAAAUGUUACAAAUGUAAUGAGUGUGGCAAAACCUUUAAUGAUAGCUCCACCCUUGCUAGACAUCAGAUAAUCCACUCAGGAGCAAACUUACAUAAGUGUGAUGUAUGUGAUAAAAUCUUUGGUCAGAAUUCAUUCCUUGUAAGUCAUCGGACUAUCCCUGCAAGAAAGAGAAGUUGCCAAUGUAAUGAGUGCGGCAAAACCUUUGCUGACAGCUCAAAGCUCAGGAGACAUCAGAAAAUUCAUACAGGAGAGAAAUUAUUUAAAUGUGAUAUAUGUGACAAAGUCUUCAGCCAAAAUGCAUACCUUGCUGAUCAUCAGAGGGUUCAUACUGGAGAGAAACCUUACAAAUGUAAUGUGUGUGGCAAGCACUAUAGUCACUCUUCACAGUUCAGAAGGCAUAAGAGAUUUCAUACUGGAGAGAGACCUUACAAAUGUGAUGAGUGUGGAAAGACCUUUCGUGUAAAGUCAGUCCUUUUAAGUCAUCAGACUGUUCAUACUGGAGAGAAACCUUACAAUUGUGAUGAGUGUGGUAAGGCCUUUCGUGUAAAGUCAGUCCUUUUAAGGCAUCAGACACUUCAUACUGGUGAGAAACCUUACAGUUGUGAUGAGUGUGGCAAGGCUUUUCGUGUAAAGUCAGUCCUUUUAUAUCAUCAGACAGUUCAUACUGGUGAGAAACCUUACAAAUGUGAUGAGUGUGGCAAGGCUUUUCGUGUAAAGUCAGUCCUUUUAAGUCAUCAGACAGUUCAUACUGGUGAGAAACCUUACAGAUGUGAUGAGUGUGGCAAGACCUUUACUUCCAGCUCACACCUCAGGAGACAUGAGAAAAUUCAUACAGGAAAGAAAUCAUUUAAAUGUGAUAUAUGUGACAAAGUCUUUAGCCGAAAUGAAUACCUUGCUGGUCAUCAGAGGGUUCAUACAGGAGAGAAACCUUACAAAUGUGAUGAGUGUGGCAAGCACUUUAGUCAGCAUUCACAGAUUAUAAGUCAUAAGAGAUUUCAUACUGGAGAGAAACCUUACAAAUGUGAUGAGUGUGGCAAAGCCUUUCGUGUAAAGUCAACCCUUUUAAGUCAUCAGACAGUUCAUACUGGUGAGAAACCUUACAAAUGUGAUGAGUGUGGAAAAGUCUUCGGUCAAAAACCACAUCUCCGCCUUCAUUGGAGAAUUCAUACUGGAGAGAGACCUUACAGAUGUAAUGAGUGUGGCAAGUUCUUCAGUCGAAAUUCACACCUUACAAGUCAUCGGAGAAUACAUAUAGAGAAACCUUUCAAAUGUUUCGAGUGUGGAAAAUCCUUUACUCAGGUCUCAGCACUCUCUAAACAUCAGAAAAUCCAUACAUGAAAAAAACUUAGGUGAAUGUGGUAUAUGGUAGAAGUCUUCAAAAUUCAAAGUUCAAACUUCACACCCUACUGUUGGUCAGAGAAUUCAUACUACUGAAGAACCAUACAAAUAUGAUGAGUGUGGCAACCUCUUAGGCUUCAUGAGAAAAUUCAUACUGGAUAGAAGCCAGAUAUGUAUGUAUUUAUUAGUCAGGUCUUUAGAACAUGAAUUCAUUCUAGAAAGAUUCCUCACCAGUUUCACAAAUGUGGAAAAAAAAAAACCCUGUCCUCACAGCUCACAUCUUGCCAGUAGUAUCAGAGUAUUUAUCCUGUAGAAAACACACAGCAAUGUAAUGUGUGUGGCAAGGAUCUUACCCAAAAGUCACAAGACAGGAACAUAAUGGGGCCAUACUUCCCAGACUCAGUGGUUGUGACAAAUCUUUACCUUUUUCACUUUAUGUAUUCUCUGAUGACUUUAGUUCAGGUAGUCAGCAACUGUAAUAAGUCCAUAUUUGAAGAGAAGCUAUAGAGAUCUUUUCGUAUAAAAGAAACCCAAAUUUUAACUCCACAAAGAUGAUUCUUUGGGACAGUAAUCCACCAUCUUUUUGGUCUCCUGGCUUUCUGAAUAAAGUCAAUAUUCCCUGCCCAA
Cervus elaphus (red deer) is the source of this 4319-nucleotide messenger RNA. Its product is annotated as zinc finger protein 160-like. Gene Ontology annotation, biological process: regulation of transcription by RNA polymerase II. The coding region runs from base 1548 to 3692 and encodes 714 amino acids. Lineage: Eukaryota; Metazoa; Chordata; Mammalia; Artiodactyla; Cervidae. The transcript is spliced from 7 exons. Gene Ontology annotation, molecular function: DNA-binding transcription factor activity; RNA polymerase II cis-regulatory region sequence-specific DNA binding. The record is from RefSeq and is a predicted model, not a curated record.